Messenger RNA from Fomitiporia mediterranea MF3/22, 1641 nucleotides. Its product is annotated as PIN domain-like protein. The transcript has 5 exons. The coding region runs from base 1 to 1641 and encodes 546 amino acids. Gene Ontology annotation, cellular component: nucleus; cytoplasm. Gene Ontology annotation, molecular function: 5'-3' exonuclease activity; 5'-flap endonuclease activity; DNA binding. The record is from RefSeq and is a predicted model, not a curated record. NCBI's taxonomy places the organism in Eukaryota, Fungi, Basidiomycota, Agaricomycetes, Hymenochaetales, Hymenochaetaceae.
AUGGGAGUACAGGGCCUCACGCCUUUCCUCCAGCGACAUUGCCCACAAGUCGUCAAAGAGCUUCCUGAACGUCUCCGCGACUUCGGUGGAAAGACAAUCGUCUUUGAUGGAACUCUUAUAACACAUCGGUUCCACUUUGCGCCACAUCCGCACCAAUACCGACACGUCUUGGGAUGGUACCGACUAAUUAACGAACUCAAGAACAAUGAUGUCAACGCAAUAUGUGUUUUCGACGGAGCGAGUCGUUCUGCUGCCAAAGUUCUCGAGGGAGAGAGGCGCCAAAGCGCUCGUCAGCUGACUCUUGCUCGAUGGACCAUGGAGGUCAAGCGACAGCAGCGCCUCCAAUCUCUCAGCAAAAUACUCAAGAAAUACCGAUCACUUAGUCUCCAAGAGCGUAGGGCUGCCUCUGCAGGACUCAUAUCCUCUAUAAGCGAGGCUAGCCGGAAAUCAAGACGGACAUUACCCUCCGUUCCGGACGAUUCGAUCAUAGAACAGGCGGAUGACAUAGCUGGUCAACCGGUCGGUCCUUGGCCUGCUGCAGAUGUAUAUGAGGAGGAAGAGCGCAUUCAUACGCGGAACGAAGACCAUUUACUACCUCAGCUGAGCAUGCAUGAAGGGGAUCCAGUGUUAUGGACCGACGAGCCUGUAAUUCUUGACCAGGACUUCACUGACCUAGAGCAUCGCGCACCACCUUCACUGAAGUAUGACCUAUCCGAGCAGCUCAGUGCUCUGUACGCAUCACACGAGACUUCCUCCAAAACAAUUCAAGCCAUAUCGGAGCCUACGCCAGCAGAACCAGAUGAAGCAUCGGAGUCCAAGAACCAGUUGGUGCUGACACGAGACGAAGGCCUUCUGUGGUCCGACAUACAAUCAGUGGUCACUAAUCCACGAGAUUUAACAACGCAUGUGUUACUUGGGGAUCUCCUCACGCGUAGCAAGAUCUUGUCGGAAAACUACGAGAGGCGUUGUAAACCUCCUACGCAAGAGACAUACGAGGAGAGUAAGAUGAUGCUUGAGGCGCUGGGAGUACCAACUAUCGAAUGUAAUGGUCCUUACGAGGCAGAAGGUCUCGCUUCUUCACUUGUCAGACAUGGACUUGCACACUUUGUAGCGAGUGAAGAUACAGACGUUCUUGUAUACGGUGCAACUCUCCUGCGUAACAUGACAUCCCGGCACGGCGCAAUAGUCGCUAUCUCCAGCGAAGAAGUCCGACGUGCACUUCGACUCUCUCGUGCAGCAUUCAUGGACUUCGCACUUCUCAUCGGAACGGACUUUUCCUCAAGACUACGCAACGUCGGACCAGUACGCGCUCUGAACUUCAUCUCUACGCACGCACGAAUCGAACAGAUCAUAAAGAAAGAAACUCGCUACACUCCUCCAGACAUCAAGACAUACCUCGCACAAAUCCGACGUGCACGACAAAUUUUUACUACACUUCCACCUGUUCCUCGGAAAGAACUCUUGGAGCCUGCUGAAGUUGACAAAGAGAGGGUCACUGAGCUGCUUCAUCGCUUUGGACUUUCCCGUGCAGCUACCGAUGCAGAUUGGGAUCCUCAGGCGUCACUGGCUGGAAACUACUUCUCCGACAGCCCUGUUGGCGAAGGCACGGUGGUUGGGGUGUCGGAGAUGCAUUUUUACUAA